GAGAGAGAGACAAAGAUAGAUAGAGAGAGAGAGAAAGAUAGAGAGAGAGAGAGAGAGAGAGAGAGAGAAAGAUAGAGAGAGAGAAAGAGAGAGAGAAAGAGAGAGUGGAUGUAUGAAAGUUGCUGAAGGACGGUUGAAAGUCAUCGUGUGACGCUCCGACGCGGGACCUCUGUGAGAGAGAGAUGGAGGGCAGCGUGGCGGCGGAUUUCUCCGGAACCUGGAAAAUGAAAAGCUCCGAGAAUUUCGAGGAGCUGCUGAAAGCGCUCGGCGUGAAUGUCUUCUUGAGGAAGAUUGCAGUGGCGGCAGCGUCUAAGCCCUCAGUGGAGAUCACACAGCAAGGAGAGACGCUCUCCAUCCAGACCUCCACCAGUGUGCGCACCACCCAUGUGUCCUUCACCGUGGGUCAGUCCUUCAAUGAGACCACGGUGGAUGGACGGCCAUGCACGAGCUUCCCUAAAUGGGAGACAGACAGGAAAAUCACCUGUGAGCAGACGCUGCAGAAGGGGGAGGGGCCUAAGACAUCCUGGACACGUGAGCUGACCAAUGAUGGAGAGCUCAUUCUGACCAUGAGUGCCGGAGAUGUUGUCUGCACCCGUGUGUAUGAGCGUGAGUGAGGGGUCAGUCACACUUCUGGUGGUCAGCUGGCUCUUCUGGUUAUCCCCCAGCCUUCAUGUUGUGUCAAUGUGUCCAUGCGACAGCAAAUAUCUGCCAUUUAUGUGUCUUCCUGUCGUGCAUGAGGUGACAAAAGUGUGUGUGUGUGUGUGUGUGUGUGUGUGUGUGUGUGUGUGUGUGUGUGCGUGCUUCAUACUUGGAUUUCAACCCCAAACUGUAUUUAUUGUGAAGCGUUCGACAGUUUCUAGCAGCUCACAAGCGUAUAAAUCUGCAUGCAUUGAUGUAACCGGGUCUUAUGACCAAUAAAACAUGUUAAUAUUCACACAGA
Molecule: messenger RNA, 940 nt
Organism: Pygocentrus nattereri (red-bellied piranha)
Lineage: Eukaryota; Metazoa; Chordata; Actinopteri; Characiformes; Serrasalmidae
Gene: crabp2b
Product: cellular retinoic acid binding protein 2, b
Exons: 4
Coding region: 183-614 (143 amino acids)
Biological process (GO): fatty acid transport
Cellular component (GO): nucleus; cytosol
Molecular function (GO): fatty acid binding
Source: RefSeq, a predicted model, not a curated record